AUGAUGGAGUUUAUGGAUGUUAGCAAUGAAAUACAAGAGUCUCUUGGUAAAAGCUACAACAUACCUAAUGACAUUGAUGAAGAAGAUCUCAUGGGUGAGCUCAACUUGCCUUCAGCUCCCAUUGAGCAUGCAAUACCAUCCUACAUUGUUAAGCUUCCUUCUCCAUUCAACCUUCAAUUUAUAGCUUCCUUCUCCAUUCAACCUUUCAUUCGCUGCCUUACAUCGGCACAACGUUGUCGUCGGUCAACCCAACAUUCGUCUUUGCCGCCUCAGCCUCACUUCGCCAUCACCAUCCUCAUGAACAGAGGUUCACAAAUGUGUCGAGGAAAUCACAUAGAUGAAGACAAAUCAACUACAACUCUAAUAAUGUUGGGAUAUGAAGGUGUCAAAAGAAGGGACAGUCAAUAUGUGAUGUUAGUAUGGAUUAUCUUUAACGUUUGAAGACAAAAGAAAAGCUCAAAUGUCAAUGGAUAAUCACAUGGGUUAUGAAAAAUAUGAAAAAUAUGCAAGUGAAUUUUGAUCGAGGGAGCU
Lactuca virosa is the source of this 531-nucleotide messenger RNA. The record is from the annotation of a GenBank genome assembly. NCBI's taxonomy places the organism in Eukaryota, Viridiplantae, Streptophyta, Magnoliopsida, Asterales, Asteraceae.